AUGUUACAGAGAUUACGUUUGUCUCUUAAGUCUCCUACUAUCUAUCUAUCUAUCUAUCUAUCUAUCUAUCUAUCUAUAUAUCUAUUUCAGUCUGCUCAUAUCUAUCUAUCUAUCUAUCUAUCUAUCUAUCUAUCUAUCUAUCUAUCUAUCUAUCUAUUUCAGUCUGCUCAUAUCUAUUUAUCCUAUUUCAGUUUUCUCAUAUCUAUCUAUUUUAGUCUCAUCAUAUCUAUCUGUCUAUCCAUUUCAGUCUGCUCAUAUCUAUCUAUCCAUUUCACCAUUAGCCAUCCAGCUUGUAUUGGUUACAGCCUGAUUGAUAUCCCAGAGCAGCAGACAAAACCAAGCCCACCACCAGCCCCGGAUAAAAAGACAAGUAUUCCCCGAGAGUACUUGGAACAUUAUGUCUUCCCAAUUUUAGAACCUGCUUUAACUGAAAUGUUAAAACAAGCCAAAAUUGAAAAAUGCUUUGAGCGAAAAAGGACCAAAUUUAAUGCUUGUGACUAUAUAACAGAAUAUCUUUACAGAAAUAACAAAACUUUUAAGAACAGAGACAAUGUGAAAUUAAGGGAUAUACCAUUUGUUAAAGAAUGGCUUAAAGAACACCCUAGGCCACCAUUACCAAAGUCUUUGCUGUGGACAGAAGAUGAAGCUGCUGUGGUCAUUCAGUCAUUCUGGCGGGGAUAUCUUGUUCGUCGAUUAAAAGAAAUUCAGGAAUUACGACAAUGGCAGCGUGAAUGGCGUGAAGAAAAUCAAGGAAUUCAUGCCCAGGUUAAUGAUUUCUGGAAGAAGAAGAUGCCAGGUUGGCAACAAGUGACUCCAAGCAGUUCUACUGAGAACCAAUUGGUAUCUAUGUCUUAG
This is a messenger RNA of Acanthosepion pharaonis, 855 nucleotides long. The record is from the annotation of a GenBank genome assembly. NCBI's taxonomy places the organism in Eukaryota, Metazoa, Mollusca, Cephalopoda, Sepiida, Sepiidae.